UUGAGUACAUGACAAAGUAACGGGAAACUGCUGAUGACUGUGUGAACGGAGACUGGACCCUUUUAAUUUAAUUGCUAUAUAGAUUAAUCAAUUGUUAUUCUAAUGUAUUGACUUGCUGUCUUUUGUGGAGUUGGAACCACAGUUACGCGUGUGAUCUGUUUUAUUUAGCAGUUAUUUUAUUGAUAUAGCCUAAUGUCUCUGAAGGGUGUGACAGUGAGCUGUCAAACUGUUACUCUGUAAUUUAUUUAUUUUGAUGCUAUUUAAAUAUAUAGAGCCAAGCUGACAAGGAAUUAAGCGGAAGGGCGCUUAAAUGAAUUGUUUAGACGCUUCGCACUGAUCAGGUAACAUUCAAUGUCAAUCCACUUUUUAUUUUGUGUCCAUCGUGAACAUUUCUAAAGGUUGCAAAACAUUUUUAGACGAACAUGAGAAAGUCUUUCUUUAAACGAGCGAAGGUUGUUCCUUGGAUAACUAAUGUCACGCUAUACGGAUGCUUGUUUGCUGGAGGGGAUUUUGCGCAUCAGUGUCUGGCGCAAAGGGAUGAGAUUGACUGGAGGCACACGAGAAACGUGGCUAUCGUGGCGCUCAGUUUUCAAGGUAACUUCAAUUACUUCUGGUUGCGGGCCUUGGAGCGUCGUUUCCCGGGAAGAUCGGCAGGCAUGAUCUUCCGCAAAUUGCUUUUGGAUCAAACUUUUGCAUCACCUUUGGCGACCAGUGUCUUCUACACAGGUGUGAGUUUCUUAGAAGGCAAGGAGGACAUAUUUGCAGACUGGCGAGAAAAGUUUUUUAACACUUACAAGACUGGACUAAUGUAUUGGCCAUUCAUGCAGUUUCUGAAUUUUGUUCUGAUGCCCCUAUAUCUGAGAACAGCAUUCAUGGGCUGUUCAGCAUUCUUUUGGGCAACAUUCUUAUGUUUCUCACAUCAUAGUGGAGAUGGGACUGCAGCAGUGGCUUUAGCCUGGGUCAUGGCCCCCAAAAAAGCACUUCUAGCUCGCAGUUCUGGUGAGGAGAAAUAAAGACAUCGUGCCGCACACGAACAUGCCUUUGCAGAUGGUUGUUUCUGUCCUACACUCCUAUUACUGUGAUUAUAAAUCAAACUUGUAUUCAACUUUCUGCUGUUAUGAAUAUGUAUACGUUUACUGUGUAUUUAUGAUGAAAAACAUUACAGCAUUAGGUUGCCAUUCAACUCAA
Molecule: messenger RNA, 1188 nt
Organism: Triplophysa dalaica
Lineage: Eukaryota; Metazoa; Chordata; Actinopteri; Cypriniformes; Nemacheilidae
Gene: mpv17l
Product: MPV17 mitochondrial membrane protein like
Exons: 4
Coding region: 423-1013 (196 amino acids)
Cellular component (GO): membrane; cytoplasm
Source: RefSeq, a predicted model, not a curated record